Vollenhovia emeryi is the source of this 4252-nucleotide messenger RNA. RefSeq names its product membrane-associated protein Hem (gene Hem). Gene Ontology annotation, biological process: cell migration; cortical actin cytoskeleton organization; neuron projection morphogenesis. NCBI's taxonomy places the organism in Eukaryota, Metazoa, Arthropoda, Insecta, Hymenoptera, Formicidae. The record is from RefSeq and is a predicted model, not a curated record. The transcript has a single exon. Bases 93 to 3461 code for a protein of 1122 amino acids. Gene Ontology annotation, cellular component: SCAR complex.
AUCGCCGUCACUUGAGUACGUACGCGUAAACAAGGCUGAGAACGAGGUGAUGCCGGUCGCGUAGAGGCAACUUUGUGGAGCGACGCGCGGCCAUGGCUCGACCCAUCGUGCCGAGCCAGCAGAAGCUGGCGGAGAAGAUGACGAUCCUCAACGACCGCGGCGUAGGUAUGCUGACGCGUAUUUACAACAUCAAGAAGGCCUGCGGCGACGCAAAGUCCAAGCCCGCCUUCCUCUCCGACAAGGCGCUCGAGUCCUCCAUCAAGACGAUCGUCCGCAAGUUCCCCAACAUCGACAUCAAGGGGCUGCAGACCAUCUUCAACAUCCGCAACGAGAUCAUCAAGUCCCUGUCGCUCUACUACUACACGUUCGUCGACCUGCUGGACUUCAAGGACAACGUGUGCGAGCUGCUGACCACCAUGGAUGCGUGCGGCGUUCACAUGGAGGUGAAGAUCAACUUCGACCUGACCAAGGGCUACCUGGACCUCGUCAUCACGUACGUCAGCCUGAUGAUUUUGCUGUCGCGCGUCGAGGACCGCAAAGCGGUGCUGGGGCUCUUCAACGCCGCCCACGAGAUGGUGCACAACCAGUCGGAUCCCAGUUUCCCUCGCCUGGGCCAGAUGAUCAUGGACUACGACGCCCCGUUGAAGAAGCUCUCCGAGGAAUUCGUGCCGCACUCCAAACUGCUGAGGAACGCCCUGAUCUCGCUGUCGCCGGUGUACCCAGGUAGGAAUCUGUCCGCCGACACGUGGCGGGCCGAUCAGAAGCUGAGCCUCGUCGGCAGCCCCGGGCAGAUACUGAAGGCGGCGGCGACCGAGACCAUGUCCUGCGAGACCCUGAGCCUGGACAGAAUCGAGAGAUGGGUGAUCCUCGGAUUCACGCUCUGCCACACAUUCCUGAGUGAGGUGGAGCCGAGCAAGCUGUGGAUCACCGCCCUCGAGUCCGGCUGGGUGCUGGCGCUGUUCCGGGACGAAGUCAUAUACAUACAUCAAUACAUUCAGACGUUCUUCGAGGGUAUAAAGGGAUACGGCAAGAGAGUGUCGGAGGUGAAGGAGUGUUACAAUCAGGCGGUACAGAAGGCCGGCUACAGGCAUCGAGAGAGAAGAAAGUUCUUGAGGACGGCUCUGAAGGAGCUGGGCUUGAUCCUGACGGAUCAGCCCGGUCUCCUUGGGCCUAAGGCGCUGCUGGUGCUGAUGGGACUCAACCACUCGAGGGACGAGGUACUGUGGCUGCUGCGACACGGCGACAAUCCGCCCACUCAAGGUAAAAGCAAGGGACGCGGCAGCGAGGAUUUGGUCGACCGUCAGCUGCCGGAGUUGCUCUUCCAUUGCGAGGAACUGCGGGCGCUGGUGAAGAAGUAUUCUCAGGUGCUUCAGAGGUAUUACGUCCAGUUCCUCGCGGGCUUCGACGCCCCCGCUCUACACCAGAUGAUACAAAAUCUGUCGGUCUGCCCGGAGGACGAGGGAGCGAUUCUUAGUGAUAUGUGUUCAACUAUAGCUAGUCUGACCGUGAAGCAGGUCGAGGAUAAUGAACUGUUUGAUUUCCGUGCCUUCCGACUGGAUUGGGUUAGGCUGCAGGCCUACAUGUCUAUCGCGAAAUGCAACAUGAAUCUGGCUGACAAUCGAGAACUGGCGAGCUUCAUGGACACCAUAAUCUUCCACACGAAGAUGGUCGACAAUCUCGACGAGAUGCUGGUCGAGACGUCCGAUCUGUCCAUCUUCUGCUUCUACAGCAAGAUAUUCGAGGAUCAGUUUCACAUGUGUCUCGAGUUCCCUGCGCAGAACCGGUACAUCGUCGCCUUCCCGCUGAUAUGCAGCCACUUUCAGAGCUGCACCCACGAGCUCUGCCCGGAGGAGCGCCAUCACAUUCGCGAGAGGAGCCUCUCCGUCGUCAACAUGUUCCUGGACGAGAUGGCCAAGGAGGCCAAGAACAUCAUCACGACCAUUUGCGACGAGCAGUGCAACAUGAGCGACAAACUGUUGCCGAAGCACUGCGCCCUGCUCAUCUCGCAGGUUGUCAAUCGCAAGAAGAAGGACAAGAACAAGAAGAACAUGUACGAGAUUCACAAGCCUGGUAUAGAGAGCUAUCGGAAGACCCGGGAGGAAUUGACGACGAUGGACAAGCUGCACAUGGCCCUCACCGAGCUGUGCUACGCCAUCAAUUACUGCCCCACCAUCAACGUCUGGGAGUACACCUUCGCGCCGAGGGAGUAUCUGCAUCAGCACCUGGAGUCGCGAUUCGCCCGCGCGCUCGUGGGAAUGGUCAUGUACAAUCCGGACACCAGCGAGAUCGCCAAGCCGUCCGAGCUCUUCGUCAGCGUUCGAUCUUACAUGAACGUGCUGCAGACCAUCGAGAACUACGUGCACAUAGACAUCACGCGCGUCUUCAACAACGCCCUGCUGCAGCAGACGCAGGAGCUGGACAGCCACGGCGACAAGACCAUAGCCGCGCUCUACACGCAAUGGUACUCGGACGUUCUGCUGAGGCGGGUCAGCGCCGGUAACAUCUGCUACUCGGCGAACCAACGGGCGUUCGUCAGCCUGUCGGUGGAAGGCGCGAUACCGUUCAACGCCGAGGAGUUCUCCGACAUCAACGAGCUGAGGGCACUGGCCGAGCUGAUAGGCCCGUACGGUAUGAAGAUGCUGAACGAGAACCUCAUGUGGCACAUCGCCAGCCAGGUGCAACAGCUGAAGAAGCUGGUGGCCGGCAACAAGGACGUGCUGAUCUCCCUGAGAACCAACUUCGACAAGCCGGAGGUGAUGAAGGAACAGUUCAAGAAGUUGCAGCACGUGGACAACGUUCUUCAGCGGGUCACCAUAAUAGGCGUGAUUCUCAGCUUCCGGCAGCUGUCGCAGUCGGCGCUGGUCGACGUGCUGGAGGAGCGCAUACCGUUCCUGCUGAGCUCCAUACUGGACUUCCGGCACCAUCUGCCGUCCGGCGAUCCCAUGCGCGUCGUCUCCGAGAUGACGUCGGCCGCGGGCCUGACCUGCAAGGUCGAUCCCACUCUCACGACCGCGCUGCGAAAUCAGAAGGCCGAGGUCGACGAGGACGAGCACCUGCUCGUCUGCCUGCUGAUGGUCUUCGUCGCGGUCUCCAUCCCGAAAUUGGCCCGCAACGACAACUCCUUUUACAGGGCGUCGCUCGAGGGCCACUCCAACAACAUACACUGCAUGGCCACCGCGAUAAACAACAUAUUCGGCGCGCUCUUCACGAUCUGCGGGCAGAACGAUAUAGAGGACAGGAUGAAGGAGUUCCUCGCCCUGGCCUCGUCGAGCCUGCUGAGACUGGGCCAAGAGGCGGACAAGGAGGCGACUCGGAACAGGGAGUCCGUCUACCUCCUGCUCGAUCAGAUAGUUCAAGAAUCUCCAUUCCUGACGAUGGACCUGCUGGAGAGUUGUUUCCCGUAUGCACUGAUACGCAACGCAUAUCACGACGUGUACAAGCUCGAGCACUCGCAACCAUGAGGCUGAUAGCGAGAUCGCAGGACGGGGUGCUGCAUCUGUAACUUGCCACUCAGGGCCACUGUUUUACGUUCUCCGGUAACAUCGGACGCGAAACUUUGCUACUAUGUGUCGCCUGGCCAAGCGAUAACUUUCCGGAUGGGAUUAGUUUACGGUUAGCUGAAAGAAAGGGAGAGAAUGAGAGAACGGCAGAUGCGUACGAUUGUUCGAGAGUUGAUCAAGUUAUCGACAACAAGUUAUUCCUCGAUGUUGCGACAGACCGGUGCAAGCUUGCGACAUUGUAAUGCACCUCUAGCCAUUUCCCUACGUUGCUUGCGGCAAAAAAUCGCGCGUCGGAUCAAUCCGUACAAUCGAGACAAUUGUUAAUCGCGAAACAUUUCUAUAAUUCGAUUCUGCCUUUGCGAGAAGCUUCACUCGAACUCUCUUCACGGAGAAUUAAUCGACUCGGAUUUCAUAAUGCGCACCGAAGUGAUGUGUAAUAUGCAUUUCUUUUUCCAAUGUACAGUAUUAUCUCAGUUACAUUUGCGACAUCCGGCUCGAAGUGUUGGUUGAUAACGCAAUUGCAUAUCUUGGAUUCCAGUCGAGUAUUGUUAUAUUAUAUGUAUUUUACGUAAAGGAAUUUUUCUAUUGCACAGAGGGAUGCGCGGUUGUAAGCUCCCGUGACUUCUGAAGAUCGCGAAUAUUCAUGUAUCACACAGUAGGGAUCGUCGUUUACCCACUAUGACUUUUUAAUGUACAAUUGUAACUCUUUUACAAUAGUUUAUAUACCAAAUAAAAUUAUGUGUACAAAAAAA